This is a messenger RNA of Alligator sinensis (Chinese alligator), 1739 nucleotides long. Its product is annotated as UDP-GlcNAc:betaGal beta-1,3-N-acetylglucosaminyltransferase 7-like. The record is from RefSeq and is a predicted model, not a curated record. Lineage: Eukaryota; Metazoa; Chordata; Crocodylia; Alligatoridae. Gene Ontology annotation, cellular component: membrane. The transcript has a single exon. Bases 633 to 1739 code for a protein of 368 amino acids. Gene Ontology annotation, molecular function: hexosyltransferase activity.
UGUGCAAUCGACACCGCUGCGACGGAAAUCCACGUUCUUGCAAUGGAGGUGGCGCUGAAAACGGAGACAGUCGGCUCUGAUGAAACUUGAGUUUUCACGAAGGAAACAUUGUGCAUUGCAGCUGCUCUCGCCUCUCGGGAUGAAUAGGGCUGUCCUUCCCAUCCGUCUCUCUCCAUCUCUUCUCUUUCUGUCUGUCUCUUUUUCUCUCUGUGUGCCUUCUCCGUACACAUUUUCUGGCAUUUGCACUGAACCAGGAAUUCUCUGGUCCUCAGAAUAAAAACCUAUGAAAUGCUAGGCCUAUACCACCUAGGAUGGUGAUGCUGGAAACAGGCUCUACCCCCGUCCAAGCAGUGCUGGGAGCACCUAGCACCACGGCCUGGGCGCAUCCCUGGGCAGGCUACAAAAUGACCCCAGGACCAUUUUUUUGUGGAGAAAGUGGAGUCAGAGCAAGGGAGCGGGGCUUGUUUCUUCGGGUUGCCUUGGAGCUGGACUAGGCCUACCCAAAGAGAGAUGCGGGCUGACCUCGGAGCACUUCCCCCAGCCCGUACCUUCCUUUCUUUAACUGUAUACCUUGUGUCCUUAGGAAGAAGACCAUCUACAGAAGCAUCUGCCUGUCCUUCGUGCUGGCGAUCAUGGUGAUGGUGCUGCAACGGGGAAUGGCACCCGGCCAGUUCAUGUCGGGCCAGCCGCAGAAGCCGUUCCUUUCCCAGGAGCCGGUGAAAGCUCAGAAGAGGGACAGCAUCUUCUCCAUCACCAGCAACUUUUGGAAGAGCAAGAAGGAGAUUCCCCCAACGGAGGCGGAGCCGGAGGCGGAGGCGGAGCCGGUGACGGAGGAGCAGGUGAGAACCUGGGAUGUCACCACCAGCAACUGCACGGCCAACCCGAACUUCACCCAGAUAGACUGGUUCAAGGGGCUGGAGCCCAACUUCCAGCAGUUCCUGCUGUACCGGCACUGCCGGUAUUUCCCCAUGCUGAUCAACCACCCGGAGAAGUGCAGCGGGGCCGUCGACCUGCUCAUCGUGGUCAAGUCCAUCAUCACGCAGCACGACCGGCGCGAAGCCAUCCGGAGGACCUGGGGUGAGGAGAAGGAGAUGGGGGGCAAGAAGAUCAAGACGCUGUUCUUGUUGGGCACGGCCGCCAAGGAGGAGGAGAGGGCCAACUACCAGAAGCUGCUGGAUUACGAGAACUUCAUCUACGGGGACAUCCUGCAGUGGGAUUUCCUGGACAGCUUCUUCAACCUCACCCUCAAGGAGGUGCACUUCUUGAAGUGGCUCAACAUCUACUGCGACAACGUCCGCUACGUCUUCAAGGGGGACGACGACGUCUUCGUCAGCCCCCGCAACAUCCUGGAGUUCUUGAAGGACCAGAAGCAGGAAGACCUCUUAGUCGGGGACGUCCUGUACAAGGCCAGGCCCAUCCGCAAGAAAGAGAACAAGUACUACAUCCCCAGCGCCCUCUACAACAAGAGCACCUACCCUCCCUACGUGGGCGGCGGGGGCUUCCUCAUGGACGGACCCCUGGCCAAGAAACUGCACAAGGCCUCUGAGACCUUGGAGCUGUACCCCAUCGACGACGUCUUCCUGGGGAUGUGCCUGGAUGUGCCGGGGAGUUGGCUCCCGCGAGACAGGAGGGUAAGCCGCCUCCACCUGCCAUUGCGGGAGGGGCGUGUCCACGUCCCUAAGGGGGAGGGGCUUCAGGGAAACCCCUCGGGGAGGUGCGUCGUGCACUCCCUAUUUUGA